This is a messenger RNA of Paramisgurnus dabryanus, 2250 nucleotides long. The record is from RefSeq and is a predicted model, not a curated record. NCBI's taxonomy places the organism in Eukaryota, Metazoa, Chordata, Actinopteri, Cypriniformes, Cobitidae.
UGAAAGAGAGAGAGAGAUAGAGAGAGCGAGAAAGAGAGAGAGAGAAAGAAAGAGAGUGGGUGCCCGUCUUUUCUCUCAUUCUGUGAGCUCUGCAUCUGUUAUCCUAGACAUGGAGUCAUCAUGUGAGCAGAUGACAACGAUCUGAGAGGAGACACGAGCACGAUGGACACUGAGAUUUCAGAGAAAGAACGGGACAUUCUGAAUUAUACAGAAGAAGAGAAGGAGGUAAAGGAUGAGAAGAGCGUUGUGAAGGAGGAGAUGUCUGAGGAGCAGGAGAUUGAGGAGCUGAGGGCUCAGAUGCUGCAGCUUUUCAUUGAGCUGGAGGAAGCUCGAGAUUUGUCUCAGAAACAUGAAGAGACCUUUCUGGAGCUGCAGGGACUUCUUGAGGAUGAGCGUUUAGCAAGUGCUCAUCAGGCAGAGGCCUUCACAAGACAAAUCCAGCGUCUGCAAGCUCAGCUUCGCUCUGUUCAGGAGGAGAUGAGCAGCCUGGAGGAGGAGAAAGAAAGCGAGCUGCAGGAGGCGCGAGAGGAGCUGCAGGAGGUUCGGGAGGAGGUGCUGAUCCUUCAACAGGCGGCAGAGGAGGCUGCGGCCGAGAGAGAGAACGACAUCGCCUGUCUGCAGGAGGAACUCUGCCGGCUACGGGCCGAAAUCUCCCGACUGGAGAACACGGGACAGGAGUAUGAGCUGGAGAUCGUCACACUCAGAGCAGAGAUCGAGAUGAAGAGUAAAUUCCGUCAACAGCAGAGAAGGGAGGGUGACAUGGGUGAGUUAAGGGAUGAAUGCAAUAAUUUAAAGGAGCAAUGUCUUUCACUACAAGAUGAAAACACAAGACUGACCAACAGAGUGCAGCUACUGCAGAAGAGGAGUUCAAGCGGUGCAUACCUCACUCUUAAAGAGGAACAAGAAGAGACCGAGGAGGCAAAAGACAUGGAGUGUGACGCAGAGACAGAUGCUGGAGGAUCCUACAUUAACAUCAACCAGAUGAGCUCUAACUGUAGGCUGGUGGAUGCUGGAAUCCAGAAGAACAUCUCAUUCGAAGGCAAACCUGUCACUCCCACCAGCUGGACAGGAGGAUUUUCAGAGAUCCUGUCGCUGAGAGAUCAACUCAAACAGACUGAAGAGAAAGCUGCAAACAUGCAAAGACAGUAUGACGGACUGAAGACUGAAUUAAAAAAGCUGGGGGAAGUGUAUGAAAGCAGUCAGAGAGAGCGGGCCGAGCUGGAGCUGGAGUUAUUACGCUGCAGAGAGGAACUGGAGAGGCCUGCUGACGGACAACAGGAAUAAUGCUCACGUGAACUAUUGGAUAGUUGGUGGUUUUCUGUAUCCAAGAGCACAAGGUACUGAGUGACUCUGAGUAUAAUAAAAAAAACAUCCUGAAUAUCACAUUUUAUGCUUUGUAAUACGAAUGGCUGUGUAACAAUUUUUAGAGCAACAUAGUUGUCAUAUUGCUAAAAAACAUUUUUUGCUAUGACUACUGGGAAUCAAUUACCUCUUGUAACAAUGCAUAAUUUUGUUAGUUCAGUUCCACCAUAUUAGCUGAUAUUUAUUAUUAUAACAAACUGUUAUUUGCUUCUUAGACAUUGAUUUCUGUGAUUUUCUCCUACAGUCCUCUUGUGUUUUGUAUUAGUUAAUGAUUUAAUGUUUUACUAUUGUCUUGUGUUGGGACUUAAUGUUGUGAUAAGUUUAUAUUAAUAAAAUCAAUGGAAGAUAAAGUAAAAAUAAAGACAGAUUGAUCAAAGUGGUCCAUUUGCAAUGAAAAACAUUUCAAUUUAUUAGUAAACAGAUAUUUAUAUAAAUAUUUAAUUUAUGUAUUUAUAUACCCGUUGUUGUGUUAUUCUCAGAGCAAUGUGAAUAUGUGUUUUGUUUUAUUUACUGACUGUUUUAAAGAAAUUAUAUAAAAUGAUAAUUAGCUUUUACAUAAUGCCAUUGAGUAUUAAUAACUGCAAUAACAUGGCAAGUGUUUUACAUAUUUAUGCAUUUAUAAUGCAUGAAGCAACAGUAUAUAGUGCCAUACAGACUAUCAAUGUUUUAUUAUUUUAACUUCAGGAUUCAUUUAAAAUGGAUCCUUAAAAUGUGAACAUUUCUCCCUUUUAUUUCAUAAUAGAUUAUUUACAUGUUACUGUUGAAAAAAAUUAAAAUGAAACCUAAUAUUUCAUAGUUUGUGGAACAGUCAUCAUCAGUACAUGAUUUUUUUUUCAGUUCAUGUGUAUUUCAUGAUUGUUUUAUUUCAAUAAAAUCAAACAGAAUUUG